AUGAAGCACUCAGCCGUCGCUCUUCUCGCCUUUGCCCAGGGCAUUGUUGCUAUCCCGUCCCUGCUGGGGCAGAUCAAGCAGAGCCAGUCCAAGGUUUUGGUGUCUGAUCAGGAUAUAUCUCUUUCUAUCAAGCUUUCGCAGGUACCUAUGCACAGGGACAAGCCCCAAACUAAGCAGGAUGAUAUCUGCUGGCUCCUCUGUGCUUCUGAGGAGAUCAAGUGCCCAGAUGGGUGGUACUCCUCUGAGCAGGGCGAUUGCUGGACUUGCUGCCGCAGCUUCUAA
Fusarium verticillioides 7600 is the source of this 282-nucleotide messenger RNA. RefSeq lists its product as hypothetical. The transcript is spliced from 4 exons. The coding region runs from base 1 to 282 and encodes 93 amino acids. The record is from RefSeq and is a predicted model, not a curated record. Lineage: Eukaryota; Fungi; Ascomycota; Sordariomycetes; Hypocreales; Nectriaceae.